UGGGAUUUCUUUCAUUUUUUAAAAACAAUUAUGAUUGUUGCAUACAUUAAGGCACCAUAUUCAUAUCAGUAGGGUCCAUAUAUAUUGAUGCACAUAGUCAAAUUUAAUACACACACACACCAUUAACUCUCCUAUAUCCCACACACUCUCUGUACCUUUCAUUAUUUAACUACAGCAACAUAACCACACUUGCUAUAAAUUGAAACUAUCUCAAGUCUCAACUCAUUCAGAAUUCAUAUCUCUUCUUCAUCUUACACACUUGUUUCUUUAUUUCUUUUAAUAUUACAGACCUAAUUUUUCACUCCCAUAACCACGUCUUCUUCUUUGGAUGGCCAUGGCAAUUACUAAGAUGAUUGUACUGGUUUUAGUAGUCUUUUCGGCAUGGCCAUCAUUGAUGGAGGCUCAUACAAGUGAUGAAAGAGUUGAUGUACAGAAACUGAGAAAACUAGCAGCUGAAAAUAAUGUAACAUGUAUUCUGGUCUUUGGUGAUUCUAGUGUUGAUCCUGGUAACAAUAAUCGUCUUUCUACGACGUUUAAGGGUAAUUUUGCACCUUAUGGGAAGAGUUUCUAUGGUGGUCGUCCCACUGGAAGGUUUUGCAAUGGAAGAUUAACGACGGAUUUCAUCGCGGAGGCGUUGGGUUUCACGAAAAUAAUUCCAGGAUAUCUAGAGCCAAAUGUGACCAACAAUCAAAUCUUACAUGGUGUUAGUUUUGCUUCUGCAGCUUCUGGCUACGAUGAUCUCACUGCCAACCUCACGAAUGUGUUGCCAGUUUCUAAGCAGAUAGAGUAUUUACUGCACUACAAGAUCAGGCUAACGAAAUUGGUAGGACAAAAGAAAGCAUCUGAAAUCAUUGGGAAUGCAAUCUUUGUCUUGAGUAUGGGCACAAACGAUUUCAUUCAGAAUUACUUCAUCGAACCUACCAGAGCUAAAGAAUUUACCCUGGAUAAAUAUGAGGAUUUCUUGGUAUCAUGUAUGAUCAAAGACAUCAAGGAAAUGCAUAGAAUUGGAGCCACCAGAUUGGUUGUAGUUGGGGUUCCACCUUUAGGAUGUAUGCCGCUUGUCAAGAUACUAAUGGGUGGAUCAUCAGGAGCAUGUGUCGAAAGUUUUAACAAUGCUUCAUUCACUUUUAACACCAAGGUUAGAGCUGCAAUUGCCAACAUCAAAACGCUUAAAAGUGCUUAUGUUGAUGCCUAUGCUAUCAUUCAAAGCGCAAUCAACAACCCCAAAAAAUAUGGUUUUACAGUGACAUCCAAGGGAUGUUGUGGAACAGGGGAAAUAGAGUUUGGAGACACAUGUAAGGGAUUGACCACAUGCAAAGACCCGGCCAAGUAUAUAUUUUGGGAUGCAGUUCAUCCUACUGAAAAGAUGUACAGCAUCAUUGCAGAUGAUGCUCUCAGAUCUGUUAGUUCCAAGAUUUUGAACUAAAUUUUUUUUUUUCUUUUUUGAAGCAUGAACUAAAAUUCUUGAUUGUAUUAAUUGUUGUGUAUGACUCGAUAAUUUCUUUUAUAUUACAAAAUUAUCUUGAUUAAUAAAAUGUGUUUGU
Messenger RNA from Papaver somniferum (opium poppy), 1544 nucleotides. RefSeq names its product GDSL esterase/lipase At5g45950-like. The coding region runs from base 329 to 1426 and encodes 365 amino acids. Lineage: Eukaryota; Viridiplantae; Streptophyta; Magnoliopsida; Ranunculales; Papaveraceae. The record is from RefSeq and is a predicted model, not a curated record. The transcript is spliced from 4 exons. Gene Ontology annotation, molecular function: hydrolase activity, acting on ester bonds.